AUGCCUGAAACUCGUGAAGACUCUGUCUACCUCGCCAAGCUCGCUGAGCAAGCCGAGCGCUACGAAGAGAUGGUCGAGAACAUGAAACGCGUUGCCUCGUCAGACCAAGAGCUUACUGUUGAGGAGAGAAAUUUGUUAUCUGUCGCGUACAAGAAUGUUAUCGGAGCUCGUCGUGCUUCGUGGAGAAUUGUAUCGUCGAUCGAGCAAAAGGAGGAAUCCAAGGGCAAUGAGGCCCAAGUCUCCAUGAUUAAGGGCUACCGGGAGAAGAUCGAAACCGAACUCGCAAAGAUUUGCGAGGACAUUCUCGAUGUUCUUGACAAGCACCUUAUUCCUUCCGCCGCUUCGGGCGAGUCGAAAGUUUUCUACCACAAGAUGAUGGGUGACUACCACCGUUAUCUCGCCGAAUUUGCCACUGGCGACAAACGGAAAGAGAGUGCUGACAAGUCCCUCGAGGCAUACAAAGCGGCCUCUGACGUUGCUGUCACUGAACUCCCUCCCACGCACCCUAUCCGUCUCGGUCUUGCAUUGAACUUCUCCGUGUUCUACUACGAGAUCCUCAACAGCCCCGACCGUGCAUGUCAUCUUGCCAAGCAGGCAUUCGAUGAUGCUAUUGCAGAGCUUGACACCCUCUCGGAAGAAAGCUACAAGGACUCUACUCUCAUUAUGCAGCUCCUCAGGGACAAUCUCACUCUCUGGACUUCUGACAUGCAGGAUUCUGCCGACAAACCUGCAGAAAAAGAUGAAGCCGCCGACGCACCUGCUGAUGAGUAG
This is a messenger RNA of Lentinula edodes (shiitake mushroom), 771 nucleotides long. RefSeq names its product 14-3-3 protein. The coding region runs from base 1 to 771 and encodes 256 amino acids. Gene Ontology annotation, biological process: signal transduction. Gene Ontology annotation, cellular component: cytoplasm. The record is from RefSeq and is a predicted model, not a curated record. The transcript has 4 exons. NCBI's taxonomy places the organism in Eukaryota, Fungi, Basidiomycota, Agaricomycetes, Agaricales, Omphalotaceae.